Nematostella vectensis (starlet sea anemone) is the source of this 4307-nucleotide messenger RNA. Its product is annotated as octopamine receptor 1. The coding region runs from base 2066 to 3112 and encodes 348 amino acids. Gene Ontology annotation, cellular component: membrane. Gene Ontology annotation, molecular function: G protein-coupled receptor activity. The transcript is spliced from 2 exons. The record is from RefSeq and is a predicted model, not a curated record. Lineage: Eukaryota; Metazoa; Cnidaria; Anthozoa; Actiniaria; Edwardsiidae. Gene Ontology annotation, biological process: G protein-coupled receptor signaling pathway.
UCGCUUUUGAUUCUUGUGUACCCUUAUGUAGCUCCUGUGCAUAUCCUUAUGUACUCUACGCCGUUAACCGCCUCAUCGUAUAAGACAGGGCUAGCCGCUUUUAAGUGUUGUAUUAAAGAGGUAUUGCAUAAAUAAGAAGACGAUGUUUAUUUCAAAGACACGACGAAUGAUCAAAUCAAAAGACAAAUAAAAGAAAUGGGCAAAAGCGACCCUGGGUGUUAUGAGUUUUGGGAAAAAAGAAUGAGUGACGGCACGUGAUUUUUUUUUGUACAUUUUUAAUGAGCUCUAUCCUUAUGGCUGUCAUGUGCCUUAUUUGGUCAAACCAGACAUGAAUUUCAGAGUCGAGGAAAAAAACAAUUACCUCUUUCUUAGCGUCGAGCAUCGCUAACAAACAAUGGCUAAAUGCGUCAAUUUUGUGGUGUUUUACUUUUACACAAUGUAAAAACAGUAAUAAUGCGAAGAAACGUGAAUAUGACGCAUUCUAGUGACUCCAUGCUUGGAGCAUAAUCCAGCUGCUUCUUGUAAAAGAAGCUUCUGACGACAAUUGUGCGCAAAUUUUUUAAAAGAUUUGUUCUGGCUCAUUUUAAAAGCGAAUAGAUAUUUGAUGAUUCUAAUGUUUUUAUCACUUUAAUUAUUGAUCAAAAUUAAAUAAUUAUGGCUGCAAAUCUUUUGUAUACCUUUGACAGUGUGCGUCUUAGUCAUGACAUCUAACUAUGUAUUUCUUAGAAAAAUAUUGAUGUUUUUAAUUAUAUGUAUUUAUUUUUAUUAAGUAUCCACUCAUUGCCGCUCUCUACAUAAUUCGGAUGUAAGUGAAAAAUUGAGUAAACUCAAUGCCAUAUUUGCGAAACAUGAUCUCAAGAGCUUUAUAAGCAAAUAGGCCGUAAACACAUUUUCUGAGUUUUAUGGUAUUUUGGUAAGGCAUUAUUUAUACUUCAUAACGAUUGCGUUGCUUCAACCUAGUUGAAACUCGAAAGGAGUAAACACAUAUUCAAAAAAAAAAAAUCGGUGGUCAAUAACGAACGUUUUUAAUUACUUUAUAAUGAACGACAGCUUUAAUGGCAUAUUUCACAAAAUCCAGCACUCGGCUUUGUGCUGCACUGAUUACCUUAGAGCCAAUGCUAAUAUGUCACAUUUUCAUAAGGCAUAAUUAUAUGUUGUGUGUGAAGCUCUACAUUCCCUAAGUGCUCCUCUACCUUUUAAAAAUAGCCGCAAAGGAAGUCACAAGUUUGCAUGUUCAAUUCCACGGUUCAACAGCUAGUCAAACGCUUUUUGGUAAUGCUGCUAUAUGUAAAGAGACCCGUUUCUUUCAGCAACCUUCACCCCUCCUUAAUCUUCAAGUGUACAUGCUAUUUAUCAAGCGGAUGCGUUUGGCAAAAUUACAAAGCCAAUUUUUCCGCACAUAAAUAGAACUAUAGCCUUUUAAAAGCUUCAUUAUAAUGUGAACCGGCGAGAAAUUCAAUUAAAAAGUGGUUUUAAUGUACACGAACGCAGCAAAAAGGCGCGGAGACCUAAAAAUCACUAACAAAAUAUGAGAUUGCUGUCAGACCCUCUUUACACCCGAUGUAUUGCUCAUGAACAAGAAACAGCGGUAACGAAAGCGAAAAGUGACAAGAUCCUCAACAUAUUUACAAUACUGCGCUAAACGGCAGGGACAAACUUAACCUUCACUCGACAGGUAGUGGACUUGGAGGACAAUUUUAAGCUUUAUCGGGCUGGUGACUAGACGGCAACUCAACUGCCAUAAAUUUACGUGACCGCCACAGACGAAGCGGUCAGGAAAAGCCCGGAACAACACAACAACAAGACAACAAGUAGACUUGAUGGGCAAUCCUUCUAUGUGACGACCGAGAGACGUACAUGACAAGCCCUUGAUUUACUAGAAUACAGGUAGAUUUAAAAGGCAAUCCUUGAUUUUACAAGACUUGGAAAGGAUUUAACAGGCAAUUGAAUUUACGUGAAGACCGUCUUGAUUAACCAAACAACGAGACUUGAAGGGAAGGAUUAAAUUUACUGUUGCUUUUGAAAGUAUGCCUUUAAAAGUGAACUUAGCUCACUGAGGUCUGACAUGGAGUUCCAAACUAGUACGUCAAACUGCAGCACAAACUUCAGUCGUAAUUGCACCCUCGCAUAUGGCGGGAAUGAGACAAAAGAAGAGGGCUAUGACUACUCAGGCAAGUUCCAGCCUUACGCAGACAUCCUACCCAUCGUCCUCGCGGUACUUAUCAUCGCAGCGAACACUCUUAUACUCUGCCUUGUAUACAAGCGGCGAACUCUCCGCACGGUAACUAACUAUAUCCUGUGCAGCCUGGCUAUGUCUGAUCUGAUGGUUGGGUUGGUUGGAAUACCGCUAUUUCUCGCGUGCAACAUCAUCAGAAGAGUGACUAUUUGCGUGGUAGCGGAGUUAUGGCUGCGCUUUCUCUCGCUGUCAACGGCCUCGCAUCUUAUCAUGGUAACACUGGACCGCUAUCUUGCUAUCAUCCACUCGUUGCGCUAUGGUAGCCUGGUGACAAAGCAGCGAGGCUUUGUCAUCAUCUCGUCGAUAUGGGUCAUGUCUGCGUUUAUGUCGAUCGUACAGCUUGAUUGGAUGCAUCCUAACGAUCUUGUCGGGUUAUCAUCGGAGUCGCAGAUCCGGAAAGCUGUGGCUUUCGACAUCGUCUGCAUCUUGGUGUACGUUGUUUUCUCUUUUCUCUUCAUGUUGCUGACAUACAGCAGAAUUCUCUACGAGGUGGUGCGUCAGUCUAAAAACAUAAAGAAGAACAGUACGCCCGGCUGGCAAGAGACGCGACUGCACAACAGGCGCGAGUGGAAAGCGGUUAGUAUGUUUGCGAUCAUGCUCGGCAUGUACAUCAUCUGCUGGCUGCCGUACUUCCUUCAUCGCAUUCAACAGUUGCUAGGCAACGAGUUUUUCACGCUGGAUCACGUGACAGAGUAUGUGUUCAUACAACUUCGGUUUCUGACUUCAAUGAUAAAUCCCUGCUUGUACGUGUUUGGGAAGCAUGACUUUCGAAAAACGCUCGGGAAGUCGCUAGGCUGCAACAAGCAAAAGACAUACAUUCCAUCCACUUGCUCCGACCAAACGAGGUCUACACUGCUUAAAACAUCAACUAUGUGAGAAAUGUAAUAGCCGUCCUUGAUGAGAGACAUUUACCAUUCGUAAAACAAUAUUUGAUCAGUGUACAGUAUUUGAUCAAGUAGUACAGUUCUUCUAUCAGGAAUCGCUUACAAACUUUGGAUUAUCAUCGAAUGAUUUCAUUUUUUUAAUAUUGAAGUAACUUAGGAAUAUUUAUGAGUACUGGGACAGCGUCUGAGAAUAAUAUGUCGACGGUUAUAGCGUCGAAGAGAUCACGAUUAUUACAGUGUCGAAGAUAUGUUGAUGAUUAUAGUCGUUAGAAUUGCCAGGCAAAACACAUAAACCUGCUGUGAUAGCGGAUAUCGUAUGCGGGUGAUGAUAGCAUAUGCGGGUGAUGGCGAAUAGCGUAUUCGGGUAAUGGCGGAUAUCGUAUGCGGUUGAUGGUGGCGGAUAGCGUAUUCGGGUAAUGGCGGAUAUCGUAUGCGGUUGAUGGUGGCGGAUAGCGUAUGCGGGUAAUGAUGGAUAGCGUAUGCAGGUAAUGGCGGAUAUCGUAUGCGGGUGAUGGCGGACAGCGUAUGCGGGUGGUGAUAUCGAAUGCGGGUGAUGACGGAUAAGCGUAUGCGAUGAUGGUGGAUAGCAUAUGCGAGUGAUGGCGGAAAUGGCGGAGAGCGUAUGCGGGUGAUGGCGGAUAGCGUAUGCGGGUGAUUGCGGAUAGCGUAUUCGGGUGAUGGUGGACAGCGUAUGCGAGCGAUGGCGGAUAUCGUAUGCGGGUGGUGAUAUCGAAUGCGGGUGAUGACGGAUAGCGUAUGAUGGCGGAUAGCGUAUGCGGGUGAUGGCGGAUAGCGUAUGCGAGUGAUGGCGGAUAGCGUAUACGGGUGUUGAUAUUGAAUGCGGGUGAUGACGGAUAGCGUAUGCGGUUGAUGGCGGAUAUCGUGUGCGGGUAAAGACGGAUAGCGUAUGCGGAUGAUGGCGGAUAGCGUAUGCUAAAUUUACGUAUAUAUUUUGCGUGAAAUGUUUAACGCCUUUCUUUAUUGUAUUCAUAAUUAGGUAAAUAUUCUAUAUGCAUAUAUGCUUAGUGUUCAUGCUGUAAACAGAUACACUUCUUCUAUUAUCCAAUAAUGUGAAAAGGAUCUAAAAUAUAGUAAAAUUCAUUGCGAAUCAUAUUGCUAUAUUAUACAUAUUCUGCUUAUGCAAUUAGAUUGCUACUCAAAUAAACACGCUACCAGCGAAACCAAAA